AUGGAUAGAAGGUGUUUUGCCAUUUUAUGUCAUUUACUAAGAACGAGUGCUGGAUUAGUCGGAACAGAAGUUAUAGAUGUAGAGGAGAUGGUUGCCAUGUUCCUGCAUAUAUUAGCUCAUGACGUGAAGAAUCGAAUGAUACAAAAGGAAUUUGCACGGUCUGGUGAGACUGUUUCUAGACAUUUCAACAUUGUCUUGUUAGCGAUUUUGCGGUUACACGAUGAGUUGUUGAAAAAACCUCAGCCAGUAACAAACUCGUGCACCGAUCCAAGAUGGAAAUGGUUUGAGAAUUGUCUUGGUGCGUUAGAUGGCACAUACAUUAAGGUGAAUGUCAGUGCAAUCGAUCGUCCAAGGUACAAGACACGGAAGGGUGAAGUUGCGACAAAUGUACUUGGUGCUUGUGAUACAAAAGGUGAUUUCGUGUUUGUUUUAUCCGGAUGGGAAGGAUCAGCCGCUGAUUCCAGAAUUCUUAGAGAUGCAAUAUCAAGACAUAACAGACUAAAGGUUCCGAAGGGGUAUUAUUAUCUAUGUGAUGUUGGGUACCCAAAUGCUGAGGGUUUUUUGGCGCCAUAUAGGGGAGAAAGAUAUCAUCUUUCAGAGUGGCGUGGAGAAAGUAAUGCACCAACAACAGCUCGAGAGUUCUUCAACAUGAAACAUUUGUCGGCACGGAAUGUCAUCGAAAGAGCAUUUGGGUUGUUGAAAGGUUGCUGGACAAUUUUAAGAGGAAAGUCAUACUACCCAGUCGAUGUCCAAUGUCGAACAAUCAUGGCGUGUUGUCUGCUACAUAAUCUUAUCAAUAGAGAAAUGACUAACAGUGAAAUAAUCGAUGAUUUGGAUGAGGGUGAUUCAACAUACGCAACAACUGGAGGUGACGAGAUUAAUUACAUUGAGGCUUCAAACGAAUGGAGUGAAUUGAGGGAUCAAUUGGCUCAUACGAUGUUCAGUGAUUGGGAGUUACGUGACCAGUAG
Molecule: messenger RNA, 969 nt
Organism: Cucumis melo (muskmelon)
Lineage: Eukaryota; Viridiplantae; Streptophyta; Magnoliopsida; Cucurbitales; Cucurbitaceae
Product: protein ALP1-like
Exons: 3
Coding region: 1-969 (322 amino acids)
Source: RefSeq, a predicted model, not a curated record